UAUGGUAACCUGGUCCUCUUGUCUCUGACCGUGGUCAUGGAGGCGGUUCUGGUGUGUUUCCUCCUGUCCACUCUGCAACAGCUCCCCUACCAGCUGGAGAUUGCCAUGCUAGCUGUGUUCUCUGUCGUCUGUCUAUAUGGAACCCUGGCAUCACUGGUCAACUGUACCUUCUGUCAGAGUGUGAUGCCCAUGGGGCCUCCACUGGUUAAGGAUGUGAAUCAGCAGCAGAAGUCCUCCCCUGCUCUGCCUUGUCCCGUGGCAGACUCCAGACUGACCAGCGGUCUUCUGAAGAUCUCCAGACUGCUGGACGACGGGGGGGUCUGUGGAAUCCCCACCGAUACAGUCUACGCCCUGGCCGCAUCCUGCAAGAACCCUCAGGCCAUCGAGAACAUCUACAACAUUAAGGACCGUCCAGCAGAGAAGCCCAUCUGUAUCUGUAUCUCCAGUGUGGAGCAGCUGGUGGCAGCCAAGCCCCCAUUCAGCUCUCUACUCUGGGAAUUCAUGAGGAACGUCUACCCUGGAGGCAUCAGCUGCAUCGUCAGCAAGGGAGACUGGCUACUCAGACUGGGUGUGGGUCCGGCCUACGACCGCGUGGGGACCAAUGAUAGCAUCAUGAUCCGAGUCCCCGACCACACCGUCACAGGACACCUGUGUGACAUCACCGGACCACUUGCCAUCACCUCAGCCAAUCCCAGUGGAGAACCCGACAGCACGCACCACGACAUGGUCAUCAGUCGGCUGGGCCAUAAGAUCCAGGGGGUUCUGUGUGACGGGGAUUCCAACGAGAUCGUAGCCUCAACGGUGGUGAACUGCCUCAAGAUAGAUGAAGGCACGAUUAGUAUCGUGAGGGAAGGCUGCGUCCCGGCGGUGAAGGUCCGACAGAUCUUUGAGAGGGUGAAGACCAGUAUGUUGUGAGGAGGACCUUUCCCUCCGUCCCUCUAUCCUCUCUUCCAUCCAGCUCCCCUCCCCCAUUCUCUCCCUCAAUCCUCUGUUGACCAAUGACGACACUCAGAUCAGAUACUGGACCCACCCACCCCAGGCCACCAUCCAAUUUGUCUCUCAAACAUGUUGAGGAACAGUUGUUACAUAUUUAUUCUGUAUGUUGUCGAUGUAAUCAUAUAUAAAUAUGUGCAUUUUAGAUUCGAUUUUCGGAUUAUAAAUAUGUUUUGUUUUGUUCUGUAUGAUUUGAUUAUGUAAAAUGAAGUGGGAACAGAAAUUAUACUCUAAUGAUGUAGUACUCUAAAUGAGGGAUUAAUGAAGGAUGAUGUAGUUCUCUAAAUGAGGGAUUAAUGAAGGAUGAUGUAGUACUCUAAAUGAGGGAUUAAUGAAGGAUGAUGUAGUACUCUAAAUGAGGGAUUAAUGAAGGAUGAUGUAGUUCUCUAAAUGAGGGAUUAAUGAAGGAUGAUGUAGUACUCUAAAUGAGGGAUUAAUGAAGGAUGAUGUAGUACUCUAAAUGAGGGAUUAAUGAAGGAUGAUGUAGUACUCUAAAUGAGGGAUUAAUGAAGGAUGAUGUAGUUCUCUAAAUGAGGAAUUAAUGAAGGAUGAUGUAGUUCUCUAAAUGAGGGAUUAAUGAAGGAUGAUGUAGUUCUCUAAAUGAGGGAUUAAUGAAGGAUGAUGUACAACUCUAAAUGAGGGAUUAAUGAAGGAUGAUGUAGUUCUCUAAAUGAGGGAUUAAUGAAGGAUGAUGUAGUUCUCUAAAUGAGGGAUUAAUGAAGGAUGAUGUAUGUGAAUGUACGAUGCUGCUGGGUAUGAAUUAAUAAUACAUUAUUGUGAAGUACUGUUUAACUGGGAAUAUAUAUAUUAUUUAAUAUGGGAGAUUGACGCAGGCCAAAUGCAUACAUGCAAAAUUGAAAAGCAUUAUUUGCUUUGGCAAUUUACUGCAAUAGAUCCAUGUACAUAGUGAAGUUAUACUUUUUUUAAAUUGUUGUAGAUCCAUGUAUAUAGUGACGUUAUACUUUCAGAAUAAAACUCUAAUUAAAUAUA
Oncorhynchus nerka (sockeye salmon) is the source of this 1983-nucleotide messenger RNA. Its product is annotated as putative threonylcarbamoyl-AMP synthase. The record is from RefSeq and is a predicted model, not a curated record. The transcript is spliced from 6 exons. Gene Ontology annotation, cellular component: cytoplasm. Gene Ontology annotation, biological process: regulation of translational fidelity. Gene Ontology annotation, molecular function: tRNA binding; double-stranded RNA binding; nucleotidyltransferase activity. The coding region runs from base 37 to 915 and encodes 292 amino acids. NCBI's taxonomy places the organism in Eukaryota, Metazoa, Chordata, Actinopteri, Salmoniformes, Salmonidae.